GAUAUUUGACGUCAAUAUGCAACUAUCAUCAUCAUCAGCAUCACUAGUGCCAUCCUGUGAUAAAAAUAAGAAACACUUUGGUUGGUUCUGGAACCUGAAAAUCACAGGAGUUUCGCAUCUUCACAAAUAAUUUAAUAUGUAUAUGUCAAUGGAAUACAGUUCUUGUAGCACACAGUAAAUUGUAACGUACGAUCCGAUCAAUAUACAAAAUUUACGUGUCAUACGAAUUUAAUAUACAAUAGAAAAUGGCACGUUCGGUUGCUGAUGAAGAUCGUGAACUCAUUGCUUUCGUCAAGUCCCGGAUUCCGGGAAUGUUUUAUGUAAAUACUGAAUACGAAGAAAUGAUGGAAAGAAAAGUACGCGAAAUCCACAAUGAAUUAAGAAGAAAUAAACUCGAUACUGCAGCAAUCUUUGAUAAAAAUAAUAAGGACUCAAUUUAUAAUCUUGGAAAAUGGGGUUUUAUGUCAAGCCCUCAUUAUAAGAAUAAAAUGAGAGACGAAGAAUUCAUGCAGAAUGCUUAUAAUAUGAACAAGACUGCAAGAGUGAAGAUGUAUAAAGAACUAAUAAAGAGCUGUAUUCCAAAGGAAGGAACUAAAUCUUCCAUACUCACUGAAGAAGAUAUUAAGAAGUUUGAACAAGCGUAUAAGGAUUAUCCAAAUAUAUAAAAUGAAUCUCGUAUUUCGUAAAUCAGAGAAAUUGCAAAUUUUAAUUUUGCAUACAAAUUAAGUUAAAGUAUCUACAUAUAAGACCUAUCAUAUUCUUCUGAAAGAGAACAAAAAGGAAUAGCUAAUUGCAUAUGUAACCAUUUUCAAUAUACUUUCAAUUAAUAACUUGACAUGUCCAAUAGUGACAGAAAAAAAGAUAAAGUGAUAAUGCUCUAGUUACCAUGGCCUGGAGAUGUAUAGAAAUAGGACACAUUACUGUCUUUGCGUUUGUAUACAUACAAUAUCGAAUUUGCGUUGUAUCAACUACUUCAUAGAUGUUUACCUGUAAUAUGUUUUUUUAUUAAAAUUCUUACCAUGGCGCAAUAUUGUUUACUUAUUUAGAUUAAAUAAAGAACUUAAUCAAGAA
Messenger RNA from Megalopta genalis, 1071 nucleotides. RefSeq lists its product as uncharacterized. NCBI's taxonomy places the organism in Eukaryota, Metazoa, Arthropoda, Insecta, Hymenoptera, Halictidae. The record is from RefSeq and is a predicted model, not a curated record.